Molecule: messenger RNA, 765 nt
Organism: Photinus pyralis (common eastern firefly)
Lineage: Eukaryota; Metazoa; Arthropoda; Insecta; Coleoptera; Lampyridae
Exons: 3
Coding region: 1-765 (254 amino acids)
Source: RefSeq, a predicted model, not a curated record
AUGGGUGAUCUUCUUCUGAAGCAGCGACCGCCAACGGUGAAGCACUGGCAAAGUCUCGAGAUGCUGUCUCGAAGAGGGUGGCCGCCGGUCCACCCCCAAUACUUGGCCCACAAUCGGCAGAUCUUAAGCUUUAAACCGCCAGAUUGGCGUGAGCGUGGCAACUAUAUACUGCCCCAUUCCACUUAUAACUCGUCAAAUUAUUGCCAGAUAAACAAGUCGCGGGAUUACUGUUACUUAGCACCCUAUUACAGAAACGCGAUGCCUCCACCCCCAAACCCCAACAAAGAUCGCCUCCUAAUGAUCGAUCCGACUCGUCGAAGGGUGACCUCCAGAAAGGCCGAAGUUCAUCCUUGCCAGUGUAGAUCGAGAUCUUUAGAUGAUGUCAGACCAGAAUUCGUCGAAAUGUCCUCCGAGUGGGAGGAGGACGAAAACGGAAACAAAAUCGGCCGAAGACACAAGAAUAAAAGCAACUACGAUAAACACAGCAAAAAGUAUCGCAGUAACAGGAGAUCGAUGGACAACCUGCUUCUUGAUAAUUACGACGUUGCGCAAAAUUUACAGACGAAAAGUAUCGAUUUGGACAAUAGCGAUGCAAGUAGCGGGACUAGGCCUCGGUUUGUUGCCGUUACGACCCUCGAAGAUGUCCAGGCGGUUCGCUGUGCAGAAUUCCACCCCGGUGGUCAGCUGUACGCCGUCGGAUCCAAUUCGAAAACUCUUCGAAUAUGUGGAUAUCCGAAAUUGGGUGACGUUAGCUAUACGGGUUAG